GGCGCUCGGGGGAUGCAGGCUUCUCCGCACCCUGCGGCUCGAUCAAUGUGCGUUUCAUCAUCUGAAUAAAAUCCCCGGCAUCACAAAACAGCUACGUUCGCAACAACCGUAAUCCGUAAUUUGCAUCCAACGCAACACAACUACUCCUAAACUAUUAUUCGCAAAACACAAAACAUUUGCAAAAACUAAGUAUUGUUCAGUGUUCACAUCACUAAACGUGGCUGGAUUGUUCUUCGACCAUCUUUCGGGUUAACAUCAUAUUAAUCUGCUCGUCUAGUACGAGCAAUGGAAGAAGUCCUACCGGAAGGCAAACAUUUCAAAUUGGUAAAAGAAGAAGAGCUUCCGGAUUUACUCGAUUUGCUGGGGAAUUAUUUACCGGAUUCUAUUAAGUUUCAUCAAACGGUGAAGACUUACAUGACCGAUCGCGUUUGGAAUUUUCAUUUCUACGUCGCAAAGAACUGGCCGGACGAAAUGGUCGCGCUGCAUUUUCCAGGCAUGACAAGCACGCCGGAGGGAAAUUUGUACGCUAGCUUCGCAGUGUUUUGUCCGAACGAUCGACUCGACGAUCUGCAACUUUUGUUCGACGAAGACACGCUGAUUGACUGGGCGCGCCCAAUUUCGCUAAACUUUACGCACGCUGACAUCGUCGCUCGAAUGGAGGAGUUCUACGAGGGGCGCGGCCAAGUCGAGAAGCUAUACGGAGACAUUUAUUCUUUGAUGGACAAUGUUUUAGUUGAAGAAGAUGAAAUUGAUACGACAUUUCCAGAGGGUGCGGAGAUGCAGCAGCUAACUCCCGAGUACGCCGUCGAAAUUCACGACCUGUACCCGGCGAAUCACAUGGAGAGCGUGGAGGUAUUCGGCCGGCUGAUGGAGCGCCUGCCUUGCUACGGUGUGUUCUCGUCAGAGGGCGAGCUUGCCGCCUGGAUGGUGCAAUCCUAUUACGGCGCCAUGUUUUCGAUGCAAACGAAACCCGAGUUUCGGCGUAAAGGUUACGGUAUUCGACUGGCGAAAUGCUUGACGAACGCCGUUACCAAACGCGGAUAUAUUCCUUUCGUCGUCAUCCGGCCGGAGAACGACGCCUCGCAGAGCCUGUACGCGAAGCUCGGUUUCAAGAAGUACUUCCAGACGGUGCGUGCGAUCCUGCGGCCGCACGAGCUCGCCAGCGACGAACAGGGCGGCGGGGGGACGAACGGCACGCACGAACCCGAGCCGUAAGCUCCCCCGCCCACCAACAAAUGCACACACAACAGACAAAAAGUGAACAUAAUUAACGAUGUAGGAAUCCGUUGAGGGUAGAAAACAGGCGAUGGAUAACGUACUAAUGCAUUUUCUUGUUGAUUAAGAGGUUUUAACGUUUAAGACGACCGCGAGAGGGCGCGCGUCGACAGUGCGCGCAGCUUUUAGGACUUGGACUGUAAAAGACAAAAAAAAAAUACGCACAGCUAUCUAAGGGCUAUGAAAACAACGCGCGCAGCUUUAUUCGAUUACUUAAAACCUUCGACGAGGUGAACACACACGAAAGACAGCAGAUAUAUUUAUAACGUAACCUAGAGAUACCAAAAAAAGUUAACUUGACAAAGUAGUGCUGUGUUUUGCCACUCUCUCUCUCUCUACCAAGUAAGUAAUUGAUAACGGGCGUGUUUAGCAAAGCAACAAGAGCAAAACCAAACUCAACUUGAAAUUAAACAAACAAAAAUUGUGCUUUAUAUCAGCCACAUAUCUCACUCGAACACAAACCAUGAACACAUGAGAGUUGCGUGACGCUGGCAGGCGAUUACUACUUUACUUCCGAUUGCGACACGAGAACAAUGGGACAUUAAACAAUUGUAAUAAACAAACAAAAAACACACUUGAUUGUUGUUGGCUGGCCGUUUCUUCGCGAAGCUUGCGUUCGAUUCCGCGCUUAAUUCGAUAAAUUAAUUCGGGACAACGCGUAAAAUGCAUUUUUAAGCUGCGAAAAUUCGACUAAACUAUAAGAAACUCAUAACUAAACAAAUGGAAUUUUGCGUGGGCUUCCGUCAGCGGCCAUUGUGAUAUUUACAUGUAGAUGAAACAGCAAAAUACUAACAAAACACUUGACACACUCACGAAACGAUGCGAGAGUACACGAAAUUUUGACUUUAUUAGUGACUUGCGUUUGAGAGCGCCUAAAAAAUUACAAAUCUAGAAUUUAAAAUUGAUUGUUAAUGUUUAACAUUGCUUAAACAUUAACAAAAGAGCCAUUAGCUAGAAAGUUCAAACGAAGUUAAGAAACAAAACGAAAAAACUAUGCACUUUUUCUCGCAAGACAACUUUGAAUUGAAAUCAAAUACGCAAAUACAGCAAACUGCAAUUGAAACAAAUUUCAAUGAUACAUUUUUUUAUACGAAUACAGAAAUUCGAUUUUUUCGUACGCAUUACGUAUUUUUGUAACAUUUUGCUAAUUUUAAGCAAACCAACAUUUUGGAUAUUCAAACGAGUGGAAGAUUAAUCCGUCCUUGCAAAACGGACAUCCAAAAUCUAGCAUACCAACCAAUAUUUUGGAAUUUAAAUACGCACAGAACGGUAUACUGAUACAGAAGAGUCGGAUUAAUUCGUCCACAAAUCGACAAAGCUGAAAUAAGUUCAAAUUCUUCUUCAACUAUGAAAGAACAUGCAUUUCCAACUCAAAAUCUACGUCUUUUUCAACAAAUUGAGCAUCUUUCUUAAGCAUGCUUUGCUCAUUCACCGAAAACGUAAACAAAAUGACAGCUCGCAGCUUACUAAAAAUGAAUUCACCCAAAACUUCGAACUUACGAAGCAAAUUAACGUCUAAGGAAUCACACAAUAAGCUACAAACAACAAAUUACUAAAGCUAUGAACUAAGAGCUAAUAAUAAUGAGCUAAAACGAUAAAAAUUACUGAGACAACGUUGUUUUUAUAUUGUUUAGAGAGGCCUAUUUCGUAGUGAGUCAGUAAACCAGUGAAUCAAGUGCAAAAUUAUUAACAAAGUUAUUAACUAACCUAGUGAAAACAAAGUUGAUGGAGGAAAAGACACGGAUUAUUGCAGACACGACCAAUUAACUAGCAAAUGUGAAAUUCUAACGAAUGAAGAACAAACGACGCAAGGAUACGAAACUAACGAAGCUAACGAACGAAUAAAGUUUGAAUUUGACUUAUUUUGAAUACCAAAUUCGAAGUAACAACAUGUUUAUAUUUUACUUCAACGAUCUUUCAAAUAAAAGCACUAUAUUGAUUAAA
Molecule: messenger RNA, 3219 nt
Organism: Dalotia coriaria
Lineage: Eukaryota; Metazoa; Arthropoda; Insecta; Coleoptera; Staphylinidae
Exons: 5
Coding region: 286-1215 (309 amino acids)
Molecular function (GO): acyltransferase activity, transferring groups other than amino-acyl groups
Source: RefSeq, a predicted model, not a curated record